AUGGUGACCGAUCCGGCUGGCGUCGAGCGCACGCGGCCUCUUUACCAGGUCACCAACAAUGACAAGAAGAGGGUGGCUUACUUUUACGAUUCCGAUAUUGGAAACUACUCUUAUCCUACGGGCCAUCCCAUGAAGCCGCAUCGCAUCCGUCUUGCGCACAGUCUGGUUAUGAACUAUGGCGUGUACAAGUUCCUAGAGGUUUACCGCGCGAAGCCUGCGGUCUUCACCGAGAUGACUCAAUUUCACACCGAUGAAUACAUCGAUUUCCUGCAAAAGGUCACGCCCGACAACAUGGACUCAUACAUGCGUGAGCAGAGCAAGUACAACGUCGGAGACGACUGUCCCGUCUUCGAUGGUCUGUUCGAGCUGUGCGGCAUCAGUGCUGGCGGCAGUAUGGAGGGCGCUGCGCGACUCAAUCGUCAGAAGUGUGACAUUGCGGUCAAUUGGGCUGGCGGCCUGCAUCAUGCAAAGAAGAGCGAGGCUAGUGGUUUCUGCUAUGUCAACGGUAUGCCUCCCUUGAUUGUGCAGGAUGUCUGUCUCGAAUACAUUGUGCUCGCCAUCAUCGAACUUCUCCGAUUCAAAAAGCGCGUGCUCUAUAUCGACAUUGAUGUGCAUCACGGCGACGGCGUCGAGGAAGCCUUCUACACCACCGAUCGCGUCAUGACCUGCUCCUUCCACAAAUAUGGCGAGUACUUCCCCGGCACCGGCGAGCUCCGCGACAUCGGCAUUGGUGCUGGUAAGAACUACGCUGUCAACGUCCCGCUCCGCGAUGGUAUCAAUGACGAGAGCUACAGGAGCUUCUUUGAGCCCAUCAUCGAUGCCAUCAUGAAAUACUACCAGCCCGAGGCUGUUGUCCUCCAAUGCGGUGGUGAUUCUUUGUCUGGAGAUCGGCUGGGAUGCUUCAAUCUCAGUAUGCGGGGUCAUGCCCAGUGCGUUAACUACGUUCGCGGCUUCAACCUCCCUACUCUGGUUCUGGGUGGUGGUGGCUAUACUAUGCGCAACGUUGCCCGCACCUGGGCCUACGAGACUGGAAAGCUGGUCGGGCUCGAUCUGGAUCCUGUACUCCCUUAUAACGAAUACUACGAGUACUACGGCCCCAACUACGAGCUCGACGUCCGAGCCUCCAACAUGGAGAACGCAAACAGCCACGAGUAUCUUGAGAAGAUCAAGAUCGCCAUCAUCGAGAACCUCAAGAAGACGGCCCCGGUUCCCUCCGUGCAGAUGACCGAUAUCCCGCGUCAAAGCUUGGGUUUGUCCGAUGAGGAAGAGGCCGAGCUCGACGAUCUCGAUGAGGACGAGAACAAGGACGUGCGGAUGACGCAGAGACGGUGGGAAAAGACUGUUGCGAGGCAGGACGAGUACGAGGACAGCGACGACGAGGACAUGGCCCAGGCCAACGGAGUUCACACCGUCGAGCACAAACGCCCUUCCAUCCUCGACCAUCCCAACCCUUAUGCAGACGUCGAUAUGGAUAGUGGACUAGUCACCCCUGUCGCGGCUGCUUCGCCUCCGCCAAAUGGUGCCGCCGAGGUGUCCAACGAAGAGCCUGAAGAGGUCACCAUGGAGGACGCCGAUGCUAGCGCACCAACGGAGGCUGCGGAGGUUGCGGAGGCUGCGGAGGUUGCGGAGGCUGCGGAGGCUGCAGAGGCUGUAGAAGAAGCUGCCAAGGACGAUUCCAAGGUAGACAAUGACGGUGAUGUUGACAUGGGUGAGGCCGACGCUCCGGUGUCUGACAAGCCUGAGAUCAAGAAGGAGGAGAUCGAAGGUCAGCAAUCUGUUGGCGGAGCGGACGCUGAGAAGGCCAAGUCGGCUGAGCCAACAACGCAAGCCGAGUCCAAGGCCCAGCCAGCAGCUGAGAAACAGAAGUCGCCUUCCCCCUCGGCAACGAAGGCGGAACCGGCCGCCGAGACUGAUGUGACCAAGGAGGCGGACAAGUCCGAGGAGAAGAAGACCGACAGCGGCACCGAGAAAGACACUUCCAAGGGGGCGGAGGAGGGCUCGGCGGCGGCCGUCAAAGAGGGCGAGUCAUGA
This is a messenger RNA of Thyridium curvatum, 2031 nucleotides long. RefSeq lists its product as uncharacterized. Gene Ontology annotation, molecular function: histone deacetylase activity. The record is from RefSeq and is a predicted model, not a curated record. Lineage: Eukaryota; Fungi; Ascomycota; Sordariomycetes; Thyridiales; Thyridiaceae. The transcript is spliced from 4 exons. The coding region runs from base 1 to 2031 and encodes 676 amino acids.